Messenger RNA from Jaculus jaculus (lesser Egyptian jerboa), 3140 nucleotides. It is a transcript of the gene Osmr, whose product is annotated as oncostatin M receptor. Gene Ontology annotation, cellular component: membrane; external side of plasma membrane; signaling receptor complex. Gene Ontology annotation, molecular function: ciliary neurotrophic factor receptor binding; oncostatin-M receptor activity; cytokine binding. Lineage: Eukaryota; Metazoa; Chordata; Mammalia; Rodentia; Dipodidae. The record is from RefSeq and is a predicted model, not a curated record. Gene Ontology annotation, biological process: positive regulation of cell population proliferation; cytokine-mediated signaling pathway.
AUGCAAGUGACCCUGCUCCCUGUCAGCCCUUCCUCGUCCUGCUUGUGGGUCCUGCGCCUGCAGUUGCCUGCAGAUCUCGGGCUCCUGGAGGCUGACUGGCCUGGACACCGCGGGUUUUGUUUGGAGCCCGAUGAUCUCACCCGCCCCACACCCCGAACUCCAGGCUCGGUGCCUGCCUCACCCAAAGCCACCCCACCUGCUUGUCAGCGAAAGUACUUCCUGGACAUCCUGCCUCCCGCGGUUCACCCAAAGGCUCCCCAUGAUGUCAACUUUGAUGAUGUCAGUGCCACAAGAGGCAGGAUGACCUGGAGGGUACACUCCCGUGGGAAAAGCCACACAUUUUUGUGUCAGGUUGAGCUCCAUUGUGAGGGACAAAUGAUACAAGAGCACAAUGUGUCGGUCCACGAGAGUGGGGAGCAGCUCUUCGGUGAUCUCCAGCCUGACACGAGGUACAAGGCCCAGGUGCGCUGUGCAGACGCCAACCACUUCUGGAAGUGGAGUGAAUGGACCCCUCGAAACUUCCACACCCUCGAGGCUGCUCCCUCGGAGGCCCCCGAUGCCUGGAGAACAGUGACGUCAGAGAAUGGACGUCGCAAGGUGGCCUUGUUCUGGAAGUCACCAUCAAAAUCUCGAGUCAAUGGCAAGUUCCCAUUCUAUAAUAUAGUGGUAAAAAAUAUGGAAAACUCCUCUGAGGUACAGCAGCAUGCCCUGCAGGCUCCAGUCAAUAGCACAUGGCUGAGCCUGGGCCAGUCCUCAUACCUGAUCCAGAUCACGUUCACCAACAGCCAGGGCACGUCACCUGCUUUGGUAAUGGGCAUCUCCAGAGAUUCUGGAAAUGAGGAGGUUGAAGCAGAAAGAGUUGACGGCACAAAGGAAGGGUUCAUGAUUUCUUGGAAACCCCGAACUAGAGACAUCGUGGGCUACGUUGUGGACUGGUGUGCAAAUUCGCAGGGUCAGCACUGCAAUUUGCAGUGGAAGAACCUCGGUCCCAAUGCCACGAGUACAAACAUUAGCUCAGAUGCUUUUAAGAAAGGGGUCCGGUACAACUUCAGGGUAUAUGAGAUAUCUGCACACAGGAUUGCUCAUUUAAUACAAAAAAAUGUAGGGUAUAUCCAAGAACUGGCUCCUCUGAAGAGUCCAGAUGUGAUCCUGAGUAACCCGACCUCGCAUUCCUUCGUUCUGAACUGGACGACGUACGCCACCGAGUCCCAGCCUGGUUUCAUAGAAGGGUACCACGUCUAUGUGAAAUCCAAGGACGCACAGUGUCCGCAAGAAUGGGAAGAGGUGGUUCUUAAAGGUAGAUUGGAAUGCUGCAAGUAUGAUAUCAAAAACCCUAAACAAAAGACAAUCUUUGUGGACAAACUGAAGCCAGAAACCUUGUAUGAGUGCUUCGUUACUUCGUAUACUAGUGCGGGCGAGAGCCCUAUUGGAGCUUUCAUGACGAUCAGAACUCCAGAUACUCACACCUACAUGCUGUUACAGAUCAUACUGUCCAUGACCAUGUGUGUCUUGUUCCUCCUGGGCCUGUGCUACUGGAAAAGUCAGUGGGUGAAGGAAAAGUGCUAUCCUGACAUCCCAGACCCCUACAAGAGCAGCAUCCGGUCACUGAUAAAAUCCAAGGAGAAGCCUCCCCUAACAAUCAUGAGUGUCAAAGACUGUAUUCCAGAUGCUCUUGAAAUUAUCAAUAAGUCAGAAGGCACCAAGACACAGGGUGGAGGCACUGGGAAAUUGCACGCAGAAAAUGCACCAACUAAGCUUGCCUACCUUCGCCUCCUGCCAACAGAGGGUUCCUCUGGCCCUGGGCCCUGCAUCUGUUUCGAGAACUUUACUUAUAAUCAGCCAGCUUCUGACUGUGGCUCCUGCGGUCAUAUCUCAGUACCCCCCAGAGACCCACCAUACCACCUGGAACUACUGACCUCGCCUAACAAUUUGCUGAAUGUUCUAGAGAAAGACUACACAAAUUCCCUGGGAGAAAUCCCUGCUGAACAAAGUAGUUUGAAUUAUGUGUCCCAGUUGGCUUCACUUGUGUGUGGAGACAAAGACAGCCUUGCCACAGAUCCACCCAUGCCGCAGCAUUGUUCUGAGUAUAAAAUGCAAAUGGCAAUACCCCAUGCUUCUCUCAACUCCCCGGGUGAGAACAUCAGCUUGUCCUCAAUGAUCCUUUUAGGUCAAGGUAAACACUACCAUUAGUCAGAACUAACCCAGUUCAUACACUACAGGUGCUCAGGGAAACAUAGCUAGCACCAUGCCAAAACCACAAGUCCAGAUCCUUAAUCCCAAGACUGUCACUAACUGCAGAAGUGAAUUCUAUGACCAUGAUUGUGUGCUUGACCAAUGUCCAGAACUGAGCAACUCACCAUCCUCUUACUGCAGGCUUCGCGUAGAAAUGGCGGGAUCUGGGAGCACGCUUUCCUUCUUGCUAUUCAUUCAUUAUCCAGUACAUGUGCCCUUGACAUCUAAUGGGCCUCAGACUCAUUACUCAGACCCUGUCCUCUUAUAUCAGUUUUUAGGGAGAAAACAUCUCCGUUAAAAUUGGCCUUUGCUGGGCAUGGUGAUGCAAGCCUUUAAUCCCAUCACUCGGGAGGCAGAGGUAGGAGGAUGGCUGUGAGUUCAAGGCCAACCAGACACUACAUAGUGAAUUCCAGGUCAGCCUGGGCCAGAGUGAGACCCUACCUCGGGAAAAAAUAAAAUAAAAUUUGGCCUUCAUCCCAGGGGCAGAACAAGUGUGUGGAUCAAUGCCACAAGAAAUUUACUAGAACCUAAGUUGUCAGUGUGUUUGUUGUAUUUAAUAAAAACAAUUGCAAAUGUUUGAGACCAAAUCAAACUUUAGACUUGCUGUGAAACAGGAAUUUGUAGUGCAUGAACACUGUAAAGAGAACUCUUGGUGCAGAGACAGAACCUCACAGGCAAGAUGUACAAACAAAACAAUCUCCAUGACGACUGCUGUCUAGCUUCCUGUGGUAACACAGGACUUGGUGUCCAGGUUAACAGCACUUCUAUUCACUAUGUCAGUCCUCUUCCUUUAUUUUUGACUACCUCAGAUUAGAAAAAGGAAAACUGGACUGGAGAGAUGGCUUAGCAGUUAAGGUGUUUGCCUGCAAAGCCUAAGAACUUGUGUGAAUCUCCAGGUCCCACAUAGA